Molecule: messenger RNA, 2376 nt
Organism: Octodon degus (degu)
Lineage: Eukaryota; Metazoa; Chordata; Mammalia; Rodentia; Octodontidae
Gene: Slc27a1
Product: solute carrier family 27 member 1
Exons: 13
Coding region: 220-2160 (646 amino acids)
Biological process (GO): positive regulation of protein serine/threonine kinase activity; phosphatidylserine biosynthetic process; phosphatidylethanolamine biosynthetic process
Cellular component (GO): mitochondrial inner membrane; plasma membrane
Molecular function (GO): long-chain fatty acid transmembrane transporter activity; long-chain fatty acid-CoA ligase activity; fatty acid transmembrane transporter activity
Source: RefSeq, a predicted model, not a curated record
CCUUCCCAAGGAGGGUACAGGGAAGGUCGGCCAAGCAAGCGGGCAGAGCCGGCCGAGUGGGCAGGGCGGAGGGACGGGGAGGGCCCGAGGCAGCCGGGGUCCCACUGGGACAGAGCCGCAAGCGGACCCGCAGCUCGGCGGGGUGUGCGGUCCCUGCCCGCCCCCGCAUCCCGCUCGGCUUCCCGCCCGCGCCCAGCCCAGGGCCUGCGAGCGCUCAGGAUGCGGUACCCGGGCGCGGGUCCGGCCUCGCUGGCCUCGCUGGCGCUGCUGUGGUUGCUGGGCCUGCCGUGGACCUGGAGCGCGGCGGCGGCGUUCGGCGUCUACGUGGGCGGCGGCGGCUGGCGCUUCCUGCGCAUAGUCUGCCUGACUGCGAGACGCGACCUCUUCGGCCUCUCAGUUCUGAUCCGCGUGCGCCUGGAGCUGCGGCGGCACCGGCGCGCGGGCCACACCAUCCCGUCCAUCUUCCAGGAGGUGGCGCGGCAACACCCCGAGCGUCUGGCGCUGGUGGACGCAGGCAGCGGCGUGCGCUGGACCUUCGCGCAGCUGGAUGCCUACUCCAACGCCGUGGCCCAGCUCUUCCAACAUCUGGGCUUCGCGCCGGGUGAUGUGGUAGCCGUCUUCCUGGAGGGCCGGCCCGAGUUCGUGGGGCUGUGGCUGGGCCUGGCCAAGGCGGGUGUGGUGGCCGCGCUGCUCAACGUGAACCUGCGGCGCGAGCCGCUCGCCUUCUGCCUGGGCACCUCAGGCGCCAAGGCGCUGGUCUACGGCGGGGAGAUGGCAGCGGCGGUGGCUGAGGUGAGCGCGCAGCUGGGGAGCAGCCUGCUGAAGCUGUGCACAGGCGCAUUGGGGCCCGAGAGCCUGCUGCCCGACAGCCGCCUGCUGGAGGCGCUGCUGGAGGAGGCCCUGCCCGAGCUGCCUGCGCAGUCCCCGAGCUUGGGCAUGGAUGAUUGCCUCUUCUACAUCUACACGUCGGGGACCACGGGGCUGCCCAAGGCUGCCAUCGUGGUGCACAGCAGGUACUACCGCAUCGCAGCCUUCGGCCACCACGCCUACCGCAUGUGUGAGGCUGAUGUGCUGUAUGACUGCCUGCCCCUGUACCACUCGGCAGGCAACAUCAUGGGCGUGGGGCAGUGCCUGAUCUACGGGCUCACGGUGGUGCUGCGCAAGAAGUUCUCCGCCAGCCGCUUCUGGGAUGACUGCAUCAAUUACAACUGCACGGUGGUGCAGUACAUCGGCGAGAUUUGUCGCUACCUGCUGCGGCAGCCGGUGCGUGAGGCUGAGGUGCAGCACCAGGUGCGCCUGGCAGUAGGCAAUGGCCUGCGCCCCGCCAUCUGGGAGGAAUUUGCACGGCGCUUCGGGGUGCGGCAGAUCGGGGAGUUCUAUGGUGCCACAGAGUGCAACUGCAGCAUCGCUAACAUGGAUGGCAAGGUCGGCUCCUGCGGCUUUAACAGCCGCAUUCUGACGCGCGUGUACCCCAUCCGGCUGGUCAAAGUCAACGAGGACACCAUGGAGCUGCUGCGCGAUGCGCAGGGCCUCUGCAUCCCCUGCGAACCCGGGGAGCCUGGUCUCCUUGUGGGCCAGAUCAACCAGCAGGACCCCCUGCGCCGCUUUGACGGCUAUGUGAGUGAGAGCGCCACGAGCAAGAAGAUAGCGCACAGCGUCUUCCGCAAGGGUGACAGCGCCUACCUCUCAGGUGACGUGCUGGUCAUGGACGAGCUGGGCUACAUGUACUUCCGCGACCGCAGCGGAGACACCUUCCGCUGGCGCGGGGAGAACGUGUCCACAACCGAGGUGGAAGGCGUGCUGAGCCGCCUGCUGGGCCAGACCGACGUGGCGGUGUACGGUGUGUCUGUGCCAGGAGUGGAGGGCCGGGCGGGCAUGGCGGCCAUCGCGGACCCCCGCGGCCAGCUGGAGCCCAACUCCAUGUACCAGGAGCUGCAGAAAGUGCUGGCGCCCUAUGCGCGGCCCAUGUUCCUGCGCCUGCUGCCGCAGGUGGACACCACAGGCACCUUCAAGAUCCAGAAGACCCGGCUACAGCACGAGGGCUUCGACCCGCGCCAGACCUCGGACCGGCUCUUCUUCCUGGACCUGAAGCAGGGCCACUACCUGCCGCUGGACGAAGCUCUGCACGCGCAGAUCUGCUCUGGCGCCUGCGCGCUCUGACUCGGGCGCCCUCGCCGCGUGCGCGUGCGCGUGCGCGGCGGACGGACUGGCAGCGCCUCCUUCCCGUCCUGGGCUCUGGGCUGCAGUCUCCCUGCCUGCUGGCGCUGUGCCUUAGGACCUGCUCGGGCCCCACCGCGGGCUGCGGACGGGGUGCGGCCGGCGUCCGCUCCUUACGGGGCGCCCGCUCCUUACGCUGCACACUUGGGCUCGGGCUCC